This is a messenger RNA of Pistacia vera, 594 nucleotides long. Its product is annotated as probable xyloglucan endotransglucosylase/hydrolase protein 8. The transcript has 3 exons. Gene Ontology annotation, biological process: carbohydrate metabolic process. Gene Ontology annotation, molecular function: hydrolase activity, hydrolyzing O-glycosyl compounds. Lineage: Eukaryota; Viridiplantae; Streptophyta; Magnoliopsida; Sapindales; Anacardiaceae. The record is from RefSeq and is a predicted model, not a curated record. The coding region runs from base 1 to 594 and encodes 197 amino acids.
AUGCCCUGGUGUUUUCCGAAUCCAUGGGUUUGCGUGGAAUCUUUCACAUCGGCAACUAUCCAAGGGAGUAUCCUUCUCAACAUUAUGAUGCUUCACAUCUUUGAGUUGAGUUUAGAGAAAGCAGUAGCUGCUCAUCUUUUCGAUAUGUUCUCUACUCAGAUGAAGGAGCCUGUGGAGAGGAUGAGUGAGCUCAAUUAUCUUAACGAUGGAAACAACUUGCUUCUGUUCAACUAUCUCUUUGCUAUCACAACGUCUACUCAUUUUGUUGAUGAUCCAUCUACCUGGGAUUGUUGUGGGUUUGAAUCUAGAAGCAAGUACUUAUUUGGGAAAGCAAGUAUGCAGAUCAAACUAGUUGAAGGUGAUUCUGCAGGAACUGUCACAACCUUCUAUAUGUCAUCGGAAGGGCCAAAUCACGACGAGCUAGACUUUGAGUUUCUAGGUAAUGUUUCCGGGGAACCAUAUCUAGUUCAAACAAAUGUGUACGUGAAUGGAAGUGGAAACAGAGAACAAAGACAUUCACUUUGGUUUGAUCCUACACUGGAUUUUCAUUAUGAUGCACAUGGAAUAAGAAUUUUGCUUCCAUUGAGUAGGUAA